GCUUUGCUCUAUUCUGCUAGCCGUUGCCAUGGCGCCGCGUUUGAAAUGCCCAAAACACUCAACUGACGUUUUUGUUGGCAUCCCACUGGAAGUUAAACGAAAUGGGCCGACAAUCAGUUCAAAACGUUGUAAAUUCUUUCAGUGAUAAAAUAUUUCCAGGUUUAUCCGAUGUUCCGCAGGAUUUCUCGUUCGUAUCGGGUCAAAGAGAUAUAGUAUACGAUGUUAAUUCGAGUUUGGUACUACAAGUGUCACUUUAUUUCAAUUUGGUCUACUACCCUGUGUGGUUGGUAAUCAUGCUCACUUCAUUCGUAACAAAGGCCCAGUGCUUUGGCUGGUUUUCAUAUGUGCUCCUAGGUAUUGGGGUAUCAAGCAUGCUAAUAAUGGAAGCCACCAGGAUUUACCUUGGCAUGUCAGGCAAUAUGAGCGAGCAAGUGACUGAGCUUUCCACAUUCUGGUUCACUACGCUGCUUGUCCAAUUACCUUUGGUUGCCAUCAUCCUCCUAGUGGCUUUGAGCUUGAGCCAAGUCAUGGAGGUAAUCGCCUUGUCAAUUUCCACAUCUCUAAUGGCGAUCCAGUUAUGCGUCUCAUUUACUACACUUCGCAACGUCUCCCGCCUUCGCCAAUUUGAAACCUUAAACAAAAAACGAAACGAAUAGUACGUUAUAGCUACAUAAACUACAACACUUAAAAGC
Messenger RNA from Daphnia carinata, 692 nucleotides. RefSeq names its product transmembrane protein 17B-like. Lineage: Eukaryota; Metazoa; Arthropoda; Branchiopoda; Diplostraca; Daphniidae. Gene Ontology annotation, biological process: non-motile cilium assembly. The record is from RefSeq and is a predicted model, not a curated record. The transcript is spliced from 3 exons. Gene Ontology annotation, cellular component: ciliary transition zone. Bases 102 to 656 code for a protein of 184 amino acids.